This is a messenger RNA of Solanum stenotomum, 552 nucleotides long. RefSeq lists its product as uncharacterized. Gene Ontology annotation, biological process: mRNA splicing, via spliceosome. Gene Ontology annotation, cellular component: precatalytic spliceosome; U2 snRNP. The record is from RefSeq and is a predicted model, not a curated record. The transcript is spliced from 4 exons. The coding region runs from base 99 to 362 and encodes 87 amino acids. Lineage: Eukaryota; Viridiplantae; Streptophyta; Magnoliopsida; Solanales; Solanaceae.
CCCGCUUCACUUCCCGUCUUCUCCAGUAUAUAUAAGUAGUCCACAUCGCUCUCUGUUUUAUCCUCCUCAUCUCCUUCAAUCUUCUCACUGUACAAAAAAUGCAGGCUAGUGACAGGUUCAAUAUCAACUCCCAGCUUGAGCACUUGCAAGCUAAAUAUGUUGGAACAGGACAUGCCGAUUUGACUAGAUUCGAGUGGGCGGUAAACAUUCAGCGGGACAGCUAUGCAUCCUAUGUUGGGCACUAUCCAAUGUUGGCGUAUUUCGCCAUUGCAGAAAAUGAAUCAAUUGGAAGAGAACGUUACAAUUUUAUGCAGAAAAUGCUUUUGCCGUGUGGCCUUCCACCUGAAAGAGAAGAUGACUAAGAGUUGCAAUAAAUAAAGGCAAGAUGCAAGGACCAUAAACCAUAUGUUUUCGUUAUUUUUAGCUUCCUUGCAUUCUUUUCAUGUCUUGUCAACCCUACAUUGAACUCAAUUUGAAGUGUAAAUGGCCAAUUUGGUAGGCCAUUUAUGGAUGCUGUUUCAACCUUGGGAAAUAUUAAGCUUUUACAUUUGA